AUGUCGCCCGUGGUGAAGCGCGGCCGCAAGGCUGAUGAGGUAAAUGACCCGUCGGAAGGAACGACGCAGCCCAGGGGCAAGACUCGAGUGAUGUCUUUGACAGACGCAGACGUGGCGUCGGGGAGCAGCAGCUCCUUGGCUGUCCUCGGGAGGCCGCUUGGUCCAGAGUAUGUGCAGCGGAGACCGGGGCCCGGAGGGUCGAAGCUUUCCUAUCUCAGCAGCGCGGAUGCAAUCUCGUUGGCGAAUGACAUGUUUGGCCAUGACGGAUGGAGUUCGGAGGUCAUCGAGCAGUCUUGCGAAUCCCGCACAGAAGGCAACCCGCGAACGGGCCCCAACUUCCCACGAUGGAACCGGCUUUGGCGGGGCGACAAGCGCAACACGAGGGCGGAAGCCAUGGAAAAGGCCGUCAAGGAGGCCGAGACGGAUGCUCUCAAAAGGGCCCUCCGCAUCUUUGGCGAGGCAUUGGGAAACUGUCUCUACAGCAAGCCGUAUCUCUCCUGGAUCGAGAAGGUCCGGGCCCGAGAGGGCAAGCAGGAUGAGACGAAGCACUACACCGCGGAUAUAUUGGUCCGGAAGCCUCGGGUGGUGGUCUCCCGAGCAGUCAAUCCACUCUUUCCUUUCCACGGCAGGGCAGUCUCCCCCGUCCGGGCAGACAAUCAGACACUCGACUCCAAACACUACAACCCUGAGCAUCACCCGGAAUUCAGAGCUAUGGAAAUUACACCGAAGGGUGUGCACGGAGGCCGAAGGUCGACGUGUGAAGCCACGCUCAAGAGACUUCAACUGAGCACUGCGUUCACAAGACGGUUCAACACCACAGGAGGAGCACGCGUCACUCACCCACCGGACCCACACGCAACAGCUACACCCCGCACUCACCGUUGGGCCCGCGACUGGAAGGAGCAUGUCUGA
Hirsutella rhossiliensis is the source of this 912-nucleotide messenger RNA. RefSeq names its product rad52/22 family double-strand break repair protein. NCBI's taxonomy places the organism in Eukaryota, Fungi, Ascomycota, Sordariomycetes, Hypocreales, Ophiocordycipitaceae. The record is from RefSeq and is a predicted model, not a curated record. The coding region runs from base 1 to 912 and encodes 303 amino acids. Gene Ontology annotation, biological process: mitotic recombination; double-strand break repair via homologous recombination; double-strand break repair via single-strand annealing. Gene Ontology annotation, cellular component: nucleus. The transcript is spliced from 4 exons.